AUGGUUGCUUGGAAAAGACUGAUUAGAUUUGUUGCUGAGGAUGGUAAAAUCUACCAAGGGCAACCUAUUGGAAGCCCAUCUGAAGAUAUCGGAAAGCUAUUUUCUGAGGGUGCCAAAAUUCAAGCCAAUGUGAUUACGGGGGACAUUUUCCAUGAUGCUAUCGUUACCGAGCAAAUAUUGGAGGUGAAGAAACUUCUGGGACCAUUGACACCAGCCCAGGUUCCUCUCUUGAAAUGUGUUGGUUUGAAUUAUAUGAAGCACAUUCGGGAAGCAAACAGAACACCUCCUCCUUAUCCUUCUAUAUUUUUUAAGGCAGGAACUGCAGUUGCUGACCAUGGGGAGCCAAUUCCUGUGCCUAAGAUAGCCCAAGACGGUCAGUUGGAUUAUGAAGGAGAGCUUUGCGUCGUCAUCGGCAAAACGGGUAAAGACAUCAAGAAAGAAGAUGCUUUGGAUUAUGUUUUGGGAUAUACCGCAGGUAAUGAUGUUUCUGCGCGUUUUUGGCAAAGAAAGCCCGAAUUUGCGGGAAGAGUACCUCAAUGGAACUUCUCAAAGGGCUUUGAUAAGUGGGCUCCAUUAGGUCCAGUUCUUGUUUCGAGUGAGGUUAUUACCUCACCGGGAAAAUUGGACCUCAAAACUCUGGUAAACGGCGAAAUCAGACAGCACACAAAUACUGACGACCUGAUCUUCGAUAUUCCUGCUAUUAUUGCCUUCAUUAGUCAAGGAACUACUCUACAGGCCGGUACUGUGAUUAUGUCAGGUACUCCAGGUGGUGUUGGAAUCGCUGCUAGCGGAACUCCAAGGCCUUUGAACGACGGAGACGUAGUCGAGAUAACCAUUGAAGAGAUUGGAACACUAUCGAACAAAAUGCAAUUUGUUUAG
Molecule: messenger RNA, 879 nt
Organism: Kuraishia capsulata CBS 1993
Lineage: Eukaryota; Fungi; Ascomycota; Pichiomycetes; Pichiales; Pichiaceae
Exons: 1
Coding region: 1-879 (292 amino acids)
Molecular function (GO): catalytic activity
Source: RefSeq, a predicted model, not a curated record